GAUGAGACAGAUGCAGAAAUCACACGAGUCAACUGCCUCCAACGAACAAAUGUCUGACCCCACACUGCCAUCUGCCGGCGGAGACCGCUGAACUUUUUGAGGACGUGGGGCGAGAGACGGCGACAUCACUCGACUGCUCACCUCGUGCUCUCCAUUGAUCCUGCUCGGUGAGCCAGUCGUCAACUAUCGUUAUUUCCGUCACAAGGAAUAAAGGCAGCAGCACAGGAACCUCCAAGGAGAGAUGCGUGGGUCAGGAACCUGGGCCGCCAUGGCGGCGUUUGUGCUUUUAGUCGCGUCACCAUGGCGACGCGGACGGGCAGAAGAUAGAGAAAGACUCGCUAGACAACGAUGAGUACAAUCUGAAUCAAGCCAAGAGUAUGGCAGAGGAGAACAUUCCCUUUGGGAGGCCCUUAAAAUAUGUAGUGACCGAUGAGGUUUAUUUCGACAUUUCGAUUGGCGGCCUACGUCCUAAUGAAGAUCCCGAAGUUGGUCGGGUCGUCAUUGGCUGCUUCGGGGAAAUACUUCCCAUCACUUGCCUCAACUUCGUCUCCUUGGCCAAGGGCUACAGACGAGGCCGACAAUUGCUCACCUACAAAGACACACCUGUACAUCGCAUUGUCAAGGACUUUGUCAUCCAGAUGGGAGACGUGUCUGGUCAGAAAGGAAAGAGUGGUACAAGUAUAUACGGCGAGAAGUUUCAGGACGAGAACUUCCGGCUCAGCCACCGAGGGGCCGGCUGUUCCAUGGCCAACUACGGCCGCGACACCAACGGUUCGCAGUUCUUCAUCAUGCUGCCCGGCCGCUGGCUGGACGGCAAACACGUGGUCUUCGGCAAGGUGCUGCGAGGGAUGGAGCUGGUGAGGAAACUAGGAGAGCUGGAUACGUACAUGAGCGGGAAACCUAAACGGUCAGUGAAGAUAGUGGACUGUGGGGUGGUGGAAAUCGAGAGAAAAUACGAGAUUCCGGAAGCGGAAAUCUACAACCAACACGACAUGACGAUGACGUGACGUCAUCACUUUUAGUGUGCAUGUUCCAAAUGCGAGGAUGACCUCUUCAAGCGAGGAAAACAUCUUUUGUGUUAGAUGUUUAGCAUGGUUAGUCAGCUCUCUCCCACCCACACCAUUUUGUAUGUAGAGAAACUUUCUACGUUUUAAUUAAAUGAUUGUGAUGACAUACACACUGAGCCUUUUUUCGUACAUUAAAGAGUAAGUAGCCUCGAUCACCUUGUUAUAAUUAUGGGCCUCCUUUAUUUCCGGAAAGAGGAAAGGGAUUGUCUCACCUGCAGUGUGCGUGUGAGUUCCAAACAGAAAAGUUCCAGACAAGUAUGGUGCAUGAGUGAUGCAAUAAAAUGUUUAAACU
Molecule: messenger RNA, 1359 nt
Organism: Pomacea canaliculata
Lineage: Eukaryota; Metazoa; Mollusca; Gastropoda; Architaenioglossa; Ampullariidae
Product: peptidyl-prolyl cis-trans isomerase B-like
Biological process (GO): protein peptidyl-prolyl isomerization
Cellular component (GO): intracellular membrane-bounded organelle
Molecular function (GO): peptidyl-prolyl cis-trans isomerase activity
Source: RefSeq, a predicted model, not a curated record